Hipposideros armiger (great roundleaf bat) is the source of this 5579-nucleotide messenger RNA. RefSeq names its product mastermind like transcriptional coactivator 1 (gene MAML1). Gene Ontology annotation, biological process: Notch signaling pathway; positive regulation of transcription of Notch receptor target. Gene Ontology annotation, molecular function: transcription coactivator activity. NCBI's taxonomy places the organism in Eukaryota, Metazoa, Chordata, Mammalia, Chiroptera, Hipposideridae. Bases 36 to 3092 code for a protein of 1018 amino acids. The transcript is spliced from 5 exons. The record is from RefSeq and is a predicted model, not a curated record. Gene Ontology annotation, cellular component: nucleoplasm; nuclear speck.
GCCCGCCCCGGCCCGGCCCGUGCUGCCCGCGGCCCAUGGUGCUGCCCAUCUGCCCCAUGGCGGAGUUCGCGCUGCCGCGGCAUAGCGCGGUCAUGGAGCGCCUCCGCAGGCGCAUUGAGCUGUGCCGGCGCCACCACAGCACCUGCGAGGCCCGCUACGAGGCCGUGUCGCCCGAGCGCCUGGAGCUCGAGCGCCAGCACACCUUCGCCUUGCACCAGCGCUGCAUCCAGGCCAAGGCCAAGCGCGCCGGCAAGCACCGGCAACCACCCGCCCCGGCCGCGGCCGCUGCCCCGGCCCCACCGCCCGCUCCGGCCCCGCGCCACGACUCCGCCGACGGCCCCGAGCACGGCCGCCCGGUUGCGCAUCUCCAUGACACGGUGAAGAGAAAUCUUGAUAGUGCCACCUCCCCUCAGAAUGGCGAUCAGCAGAAUGGCUAUGGGGACCUUUUUCCUGGGCACAAGAAGACCCGCCGGGAAGCUUCCCUGAUAGUAGCUGUGUCUUCCAACGGCUUGCCUCCAGCCUCCCCACUCAGUCAGCCUGAUAAGCCUGGUGCAGAGGCCCUGCAGGCCAGUGGGAAGCACUCGCUGGGGCUGGACUCCAUGAAUAAGAAGUGUCUGGCAGACUCAAGCCUCCAUCUGAACGGAGGCAGCAACCCCGGUGAGUCUUUUCCACUGAGCCUGAGUAAAGAACUGAAGCAGGAGCCUGUGGAUGACCUGCCUUGCAUGAUCGCGGGGGCCGGAGGCUCCAUAUCCCAAAGCAACCUCAUGCCUGACCUCAACCUUAACGAGCAAGAGUGGAAGGAGCUCAUUGAGGAGCUGAACAGGUCGGUGCCCGAUGAAGACAUGAAGGAUCUGUUUAAUGAGGACUUUGAGGAGAAGAAGGACCCCGAGCCUUCUGGUGCUGCCACACAGCCCCCCUUGACACAGGACAUUAAUAUUAAGACAGAAUUCUCUCCAGCAGCCUUUGAACAAGAACAGUUAGGCUCUCCACAAGUGAGGGCUGGGUCUGCAGGACAGACCUUUAUGGGGCCUUCAUCUGGCCCUGUGAGCAAAGAGUCAUCCAGCCUAGGGGGCUCUCAGCCUCUGUUCCACACCUCUGGUCAGCCCGGGGCAGACACUUCCAGUCCCAGCCUGAUGCCGGCAUCAGCCCAGGCCCAGAAUGCACAAAGAGCCAUGUCCAGUGUGGUGUUGCCCAGCCAGGGCCCGGGAGGGGCCUCCGAGCUGUCCUCUGCCCAUCAGCUCCAGCAGAUCGCUGCCAAGCAGAAGCGCGAGCAGAUGUUCCAGAAUUCACAGCAGGCCUCCCCCGCACCAGCUCCAGGCCAGAUGUCCACGUGGCAGCAAACAGGUCCCUCCCAUAGCCCCUUAAAUGUCCCUUAUCCCAUGGAGAAGUCUGCCAGCCCUCCCGGCUACAAGCAAGACUUCCCCAACUCCAAACUGCUCAUGAUGCCCAACGUGAGCAAGAGCUCCCCUCGUCCUGGAGGCCCCUACUUGCAGCCCAGCCACGUGAGCCUGCUGAGUCACCAGCCGCCAAGUAAUCUGAGCCAGAGCACCGGGACUAGCCAAGGGUCCGUGCUGGACUAUGGCAAUACCAAGCCCCUUUCUCAUUACAAAGCGGACUGCGGACCGGGUGGCCCUGGGGCUGGCCAGAGUAAGACGGCCCUCAUGGCUUACCUUCCCCAGCAGCUGCCGCAUCUGAGCAAUGAGCAGAACUCCUUGUUUCUGAUGAAACCAAAGCCUGGAAACAUGCCCUUCCGAUCACUGGUUCCACCCAGCCAGGAGCAGAAUCCUCCCAGCGUCCCUGUGCCAGCCCAGGCCGCUAGCGUGGGAACCCAGCCGCCUACUGCGUCCGCGGCCAGCACACACGGCAGUGCUCCCUAUCUCAGCAGCCCACAGCAGGCCGCUGUGAUUAAGCAGCAUCAGUUGCUUUUGGACCAACAGAAACAGAGGGAGCAGCAGCAAAAGCAUUUGCAGCAACAGCAGUUUUUGCAAAGGCAGCAGCACCUUCUGGCAGAGCAGGAGAAGCAGCAGUUUCAGCGCCAUCUGAGCCGCCCGCCACCCCAGUACCAAGACCCGUCACAGAGCGCCUUCCCACAGCAAGUCGGACAGUUCACAGGGUCCUCUGCUGCCGUGCCUGGCAUGAACAACUUGGGUCCAUCUAAUGCCAGCUGUCCUCGAGUAUUCCCUCAGGCCGGGAAUCUAAUGCCAGUGGGCCCUGGACAUACUUCAGUUUCCUCUCUCCCCUCAAACUCAGGCCAGCAGGACAGGAGUGGGGCUCAGUUCGCUGGCCCCCAGGGCAUGCCACAGGGCAGCCUCUAUGGCAUGGCCUCUGGCAUAACCCAGAUAGUUGCCCAGCCCCCGCCACAGGCCACCAACGGACAUGCCCACAUGCCACGGCAGACCAGCGUGGGCCAGAACACCUCGGUCUCGGCUGCCUAUGGACAGAACUCUCUGGGGAGCUCUGGCCUCUCCCAACAGCACAAUAAGGGGACCCUGAACUCUGGUUUAACUAAGCCACAGGUCCCAAGGGUGUCAGCGGCCAUGGGAGGCCAGAAUCCCUCCUGGCAGCAUCAGGGAAUGCCCAGCCUGGGUGGCCAGACCCCAGGGAGCAACACCGUAAGCCCCUUCACUGCAUCCUCCGGUUUCCACAUGCAGCAGGCCCAUCUGAAGAUGUCCAGCCCGCAAUUUUCCCAGGUGAUGCCUAGCCGGCCCAUGGCUCCCAUGAGCUCAGCAGCUGCCACAGGGCCCAUGCUGCCCCCCGUGAGUGUGCAGCAGAGGACCAGUGCCCCCGCCCCGGCACCUCCCCAGGGAGCCCCACAGCAGGGCUUGCCGGGCCUGAGCCCAGGGGGGCCUGAACUGGGGGCCUUCAGCCAGAGCCCUGCCCCACCGAUGGGUGGCCGGGCAGGGCUGCACUGCCCCCAGGCCUACCCCGUGCGGACCGCGACCCAGGAGCUGUCCUUUGCCUACGGCGGGCAGCCGGCUGGCAGCGGGCUAGCCAGCAUGGCUGGAGACGCUGACCUGAUGGACUCCCUGCUGAAGAACAGGACUUCGGAAGAGUGGAUGAACGAUUUGGAUGACCUUCUGGGGCCUCAGUAAUGGGAGCCUUUGUGGUGGUGUCAGUGUUCUGACGUCCUAUAUUUCUGUUCUCAUAUUCAACAGUGAGCAACUAUUUGGACCAAAAGCAUGGCCCAGGGUGCCGGUGGGCAGAGUAGAGCCUAGGGCCGAGACCUGGCCUGGCUGGGAUCUGCAGAGCCCACGGCUGUGAGCCGGCAGCUGUGAUCUGUCGGGCUGGCCCUGACCAUAUGCUGGUGUCAUUGCCUGGUGUUGCGACAGCAGGACAGCGUUCUAUAGGUGGUUUUCUAUACAAGUGACCAAAAAACCAACAGUUAUAACCAUGAGACCCUAUGGUGUCAGGCUUAUAAAAAUCUGUGCCCUUGUGUUGACUUCAUCCAAGAUUUCCCCUCUUGUCCCAGUGUUGGGGGCAAGUUUUUGUUGAAACUUUAUAUAGAACUAUUUGCAGUUGUAGCAUAGAAAAGAUUAAAUUUUUUAAAGGUUUGAAAACAGAUUAGGAUAGGUGGCGGUGUAAGUUGAUUAAGUGGCUUUGGAAACCUAGGGCUUCCUUUUGAUGAAGAGCCUCUUUUAUUCAUGCUCUUCAUCAGCUUGCAGGGGAUGGGGGGGUCUACUGGGGAAUCAUCCGUAAGUGAAGGCUGUGACUGCGUGUGCCAAAAAGGAGCGGGAUGCUGUGCAAUGGCAGAGCUAGUGACAGAUGCCAUCUUCUCAGCAGCUCUCUUCCCAGACACUGGUCUUACAGAUCGGCAUUGGGGAGGCCCCCAGGAAGCCCCCAGGCUAAAUGCUGACACAGAGUGUUACUGAUGCCUGUGUCCCCUCGUGUCGUAACUUCCACUCUGUGCAGUUUCCCUGACAGCUUGUAUUUACCAGUUUGGGAAGGUGGUCAUUGUCGAGUUGUGCACAGAUGUCUUUUCUUCACGCUGUCUUCAGUUCCCAUGGCCUUUCUUUCUGCCUCCCCUUUUUUUUCUCUCUUCAGCCCAAAUGGAAAAACCUCUUUGAGGCAACGAUUUACUAGAUUGGAGAGGAAAAUAGAGUCACUAAAAUUCCCUAGGGAGCCCUAGCAUGGUAGGGAGGAGGGUACCCCUCCCCAGGAAGAAAAGCAUUGUGGGAAAGAGGAUCAGAGAGGUACCCUGUUUGGCAGGGAGGCCCGCUGAGGGAGGAAUGCCACUUUGUUGUACUCCUUCUGCCACUCCCAUGUUAGAUGACUUGCACUUUUUAAAGAGAAUUGCUUUAUAACACUAAUGCAUCCUCUCUGAAGGCUCAAGUGGAUUUCUCUUUUAAGGUCUGUGAAUUAAUAGACUUGACUAAGCUAAGAGUCCACAAAGCAGAGUAUUAAGUGUGCCUAUUUGUGGAAAAAAAAAGAUGGAGAGAGCACUUUGGGAUCAGGAAAACAAAAUGAUGAGCGCAGGGUGAGAGCCCUUCACACGGAGUGUUGGAGAGAAAAGGGUGCCCUGAAGAGUGGCUUAUAUGCUGAGCGGUCUCUGGAGAAACCACAAGUCUGUUUUUAUUUCCCUGGAGUCUCAAAAUAGGUAAUUCAAGGAGCGUCAUGUAAAGAAUUGAGCCAAGGAAAAUACUCAUGUGACCAGCCUGAGUGGCUUUGAUGAGGAAUGGAGGGUUGUACACACAUUGGUAGUGAUUUUUGCACCAGCAGUGCCUUCAUGGGGGUACUUGGACCCUCAGAUCCUCUUCUCUAAUAGCCAUGUGCCACCACAAAUGGUGGUGUUGGGCCAUUUCCCCUGUAACUGCCGUCCCUGCCUUCCCCAGAUGCUGGAUUUAGCUCUCAAAGAAGAGAAUGAAUCAGCGAAGACUUCGCCCUCUGAGUGAGUUCCCCAAUCUGAAGGGGAAGAGGGUGACUUCCGCGGGUUUUCUACCAAAAAUAGCAGGCUGAAGGCUGGUGGCGAGCUCUGUUCCUCACUGGUGUUCCCUCUGGCUGCUGCUCACCUCUGUCCCCAGGGCGCCCCCACCUCCCUUCCCAGUGAGGGCUGCCCCCGCCUUAGUCCUGGGGCCACCAGACAGCAGCCUGCUCACUUGCUGCAGUGUCAGAGCAAUAAAAUGUGAUGCUGGGAUCCUCCCAGGGAGCUGCCCGUGGCUUUAUUUAUGAACCUGGUUUUUGGGGAGUCAGGAGCAGAGGACUCUGCUUCCAGACCCCCCAUCUUCCAGGAGCCAUGACUCAAAAGAAAAGGGUGCUCAGACUUUUGUUAUACACGUUUGCUUUGUGUAAAUAAAUGUUUACAAUUUUAUAUUAAAGAUGGAAUAAGCGUUAGAGCUCUGACUGUAUAUUUUUUACUUUUAUAGAUUUUAAAACUAUGAUCCUUUAUAUAUGUGUUUUGGGGAAGCUAUGAUAAGUUUUAUGGCAAACAGUUGGUAUUAACUUUUUAUUGUCAUCAAAGUACACAAAAACCCUAUUAAUCCCCUUAUUCUUCUACUUCCCUUAACUGGUAUACACCAAAAAGAAACCUUGACUUUCCUGUUUUAUCAUUAUAAAAUAAUAAAAGUAUUUUGCUAGUAUGGAAA